ACAGGACCAAUGUCAGUAAGUCAAAACCGAAGGCAAAAUCAAUCCCAUAGCGGACUCGAGAAACCCGCGGGAUUUGAAAGCCGGACAUGCAUUACGGAGUACAUACACCCACAUUUCCUCCCACGCAAUCUGCCAUACAUACACACAUACGAGUGCGAUACCCAUCAGCUGCAACAAUUCUUCUUUCUAGACUAUCUUUGAUUGAACCACCCCAGGUGAACAAUGUAUAACCCCCCCAAACGAGCCCGAACAGCCCAAUCAGGCGCCUGUUCGUACUGCGUCGAGCAGAGGGAGCGCUGCUACAUCGGAGUCAGAGGGAUUCCGUGCUCCAAUUGUCGCCGGUUAAAUCUCACUUGCAACGGCACCGCGAGCCCGGAAGUCCAGGCUAAAAAGCGCCUCCCCUCAGCUACGUAUUGUGCGAGAGGGCUUUUUGCAUCUCAGAUCCGGGAGACCAAGCAUGAACAUUUGCCCCGAAAGAACUCCAUUCCGGCCGUGGCAGCAACCGAUCCUCUCGACAAUUACAUCUCCAUCGUCCAUCAGCUCCUUGGUCCAGAAUCGCUCGAACCACCAAUCUCGAUCGACAUCCCGGACUAUGUGUCGGGACUUCCCAAUCGUUUGGAGUUGGUCGACCUCGAGUAUUUGGAAAACAAGGGAGCCCUGUGUCUUCCGACUUCCCAGUUUCGCAAGGAGCUCCUCAGGAGCUAUAUCUUAUGGGUUCACCCACAGGUACCCGUACUGGACCUGGAGAUCUUUUUGCGCACCAUUGCAGUCAACAAUGGGGACAGGAGUAUAAGCCUCCUGCUAUUCCACGCGGUCAUGUUCGCGGCCUCAGCCUUUGUGGACAUCUCACAUAUCCAUAACGAGGGUUACACGUCCCGAAAGGCCGCCCGCGACGUGCUGUUCCGACGGGCCAAGACGCUGCUGGAGCUCGAUUGUGAAGACGACCGUCUUUCGACGGUUCAAGCCCUACUCCUGUUGAUUCACUGGAAUGACCUGCCCGACGCCGAAAAGGAUGCAAGCCACUGGAUGGGUAUUUGUUCGUCGCUGGCAAUGUCCAUCGGCCUUCACCACAGCCCCGACAAUACAGCCGCCAUGACCCCGUCUCAGCGACAGACGUGGAGACGUACCUGGUGGAGCUUGUACAAUCAUGCUCGACUGACGGCAGAGGACCUGUUGUCCAUGAUGAGCAUUGAAGAAGACCGCGGCGACAGCGAGUUGAUUUACAUGACGAUGGUCACGCUCAACGACUUCCAAUUCGGCGUAUACUCCCCAGAAGCACGGGCCAUCGUGGAUGACUGUGAAGUUCUCCGUACAAUCGAAUACCAAAAGUCGCAGGCCCUUGUAUUCAUCGAAAAGACCAGACUCUGCCGACUGGCGCAGUUUUCGCGUGUUUCCAACCAGGUCAGCAAGUUGAUUCAUGAAACAGACAGCCCUGAGACCAAAUUGUCUUCAAAGAGAAACAAUCUGCACCCAGGCGAAGCUGGGGACCUACACAGAUGGCUUUCCCAACUCCCUUCCAACACCCAGCACCAGUACCCACUGGCACUGAUCCCAACAGAAUGGGAACGAAGCAUCUAUUUGCAUCGAACCUGGCUCCGGCUGCUUUACCUGGGGUCAGCGUAUGUGGCAUGCUGCGACGAGCUUCGAGCAGCCGGCAAUCCUUUCCUCGAUCCCUUCCUCGAUCCCAUGAUAUGUCCACGAUCUGGAUUGAUGGACCAGUAUAUUUUAGAUAUUACAGAUCUCUUCGACGAGAUCGAUAGUCUGGGCCUAACCAAACACCUCCCGAGCCCUUCUACAGCGCUGCUCAUCCUGGUAUUGACCUUCCACCGGCGCCUCGUCGACACAGGCACACCACUCGAACAGGUCGCGAGCGCCCGCGCACUACAUAAAUGCUGGAAAAUGAUGCACAAGCUGCAGGAAACAUCUAAGCUGGGGGUUCAAAUGAUUGCACUCGUCAGAGAUACGGUGUGUACUGAUAUAUGGGACCAGCUGUCUUCGAAAUUGCUGUCGUCUUGAACUCGGACACUCACAUAAAUCUAUAGAAAAUAAAAUAUAACACAGCAAAUUAGUGAAUCAAAGCACACUGGAUCACGAAU
Messenger RNA from Aspergillus glaucus CBS 516.65, 2096 nucleotides. Its product is annotated as transcription factor domain-containing protein. Bases 223 to 2016 code for a protein of 597 amino acids. Lineage: Eukaryota; Fungi; Ascomycota; Eurotiomycetes; Eurotiales; Aspergillaceae. Gene Ontology annotation, molecular function: DNA binding; zinc ion binding; DNA-binding transcription factor activity, RNA polymerase II-specific. Gene Ontology annotation, biological process: DNA-templated transcription; regulation of DNA-templated transcription. The transcript is spliced from 4 exons. The record is from RefSeq and is a predicted model, not a curated record.